ACCCGGAUAUGGUUAUGGGCUCGGAAAUCUAGUUCGGGAAAAGUGUGAGGGGCUCUUCACGUGGGGAAGGAACAGCAGGCGCGGAGGAGGGGGCAAGCGUGUGUGAGAUUCAGUGGUCCAUGCGUGCGUUUGUCGUGUAAGGGUCAUUCCUGGGGUUUGGAGUGGGGGAACAAAUCAAUGUGGCUGUUUUUCCGUGGAAAGAAUUCCCACUGCAGUGUCCCGGAGCCUGCGUGUGGUGGGCAAGCUCCUCAAAUGGUAUCUCACAGGGAAUAGGGGAGUCUUGAAAACGCAGCUUCGGCAGUAGGAACAUGAACCUCUUACCUAAAAGUUCCAGGGAGUUUGGCUCCGUUGACUAUUGGGAGAAGUUCUUCCAGCAGCGAGGAAAGAAAGCUUUCGAGUGGUAUGGAACCUACCUGGAACUGUGCGGGGUGCUACAUAAAUAUAUCAAGCCCAGGGAAAAGGUGCUGGUGAUUGGGUGUGGCAACUCAGAACUGAGUGAGCAACUGUAUGAUGUGGGCUAUCGGGAUAUAGUGAACAUCGACAUCAGUGAGGUUGUCAUCAAGCAAAUGAAGGAAUGUAAUGCCACCCGACGGCCCCAGAUGAGCUUCUUGAAGAUGGACAUGACGCAGAUGGAGUUUCCUGAUGCCUCGUUCCAGGUGGUGUUGGACAAGGGCACCCUGGAUGCUGUCCUGACAGAUGAGGAAGAGAAGACCUUACAACAGGUGGACAGGAUGCUGGCUGAGGUUGGCCGUGUCCUGCAGGUGGGCGGUCGCUAUCUCUGCAUCUCCCUGGCUCAGGCUCACAUCCUGAAGAAAGCAGUGGGCCACUUCUCCCGGGAGGGGUGGAUGGUGAGGGUGCACCAAGUGGCCAACAGCCAGGACCAGGUGUUGGAAGCAGAGCCUCAGUUCUCCUUGCCUGUCUUUGCCUUCAUCAUGACCAAGUUCAGGCCAGUCCCUGGCUCUGCCCUUCAGAUCUUUGAGCUGUGUGCUCAGGAGCAGCGCAAGCCUGUGCGGCUGGAGAGUGCCGAGCGGCUGGCCGAGGCGGUGCAGGAGCGACAGCAGUAUGCCUGGCUGUGCAGCCAGCUGCGCCGCAAGGCCAGGCUGGGGAGUGUGUCUCUGGACUUGUGCGAUGGGGACACGGGGGAGCCACGCUACACCCUCCACGUGGUGGACAGCCCCACUGUGAAACCAUCGCGGGACAAUCAUUUUGCGAUUUUCAUCAUCCCUCAGGGCCGGGAGACCGAGUGGCUCUUUGGCAUGGAUGAGGGCCGGAAACAGCUGGCGGCCAGUGCUGGCUUCAGGAGGUUGAUUACAGUGGCCCUUCACCGAGGUCAGCAGUAUGAAAGCAUGGACCACAUCCAAGCUGAGCUGUCGGCUAGAGUCAUGGAGCUGGCCCCAGCUGGGAUGCCCACCCAGCAGCAGGUCCCCUUUCUGUCUGUGGGUGGGGACAUUGGGGUCCGGACCGUUCAGCACCAAGACUGCAGCCCCUUGAGCGGUGACUAUGUCAUUGAGGAUGUGCAAGGGGAUGACAAGCGAUACUUCCGUCGACUGAUCUUCCUCAGCAACAGGAAUGUGGUGCAGUCCGAAGCCAGGUUGCUGAAGGAUGUGUCUCACAAAGCCCAGAAGAAGCGGAAAAAGGACAGGAAGAAGCAGCGGCCUGCUGAUGCGGAGGACCUCCCUGCAGCCCCGGGGCAGUCCAUUGAUAAGAGUUACCUGUGUUGUGAACACCACAAAGCCAUGAUCGCUGGCCUUGCCCUGCUGAGAAACCCAGAGCUACUCCUAGAGAUCCCACUGGCAUUGUUGGUGGUAGGCCUGGGCGGGGGCAGCCUCCCCCUCUUUGUCCACGAUCAUUUUCCAAAGUCCUGCAUUGAUGCUGUGGAGAUCGAUCCCUCCAUGUUGGAAGUGGCCACCCAGUGGUUUGGCUUCUCCCAGAGUGACCGAAUGAAGGUCCACAUUGCAGAUGGCCUGGACUAUAUCGCCAGCUUGGCAGGAGGAGGAGAAGCACGGCCUUGCUACGAUGUCAUAAUGUUUGAUGUUGACAGUAAGGACCCAACACUGGGAAUGAGUUGUCCGCCCCCAGCAUUUGUGGAGCAAUCUUUUCUACAGAAGGUUAAAAGCAUCUUGACUCCUGAAGGUGUUUUUAUUCUCAACCUUGUGUGCCGAGACUUGGGGCUAAAAGACUCAGUGCUGGCUGGGCUCAAGGCAGUGUUCCCCCUCCUAUAUGUCCGGCGAAUUGAGGGUGAAGUGAAUGAGAUCCUGUUCUGUCAGCUGCACCCUGAGCAAAAACUUGCCACACCAGAGCUCCUAGAAACAGCCCAGGCUUUGGAGCGGACCCUGAGGAAGCCUGGGAGGGGUUGGGAUGACACGUAUGUCUUGUCAGAUAUGCUCAAGACGGUGAAAAUUGUGUGACUGCUUAGGCCAAGCAGCCCUCCUGCCUAGACUGACCUUGGACUCCCAGCCUGCCAGAGAAUGAAGAAAUACAACGCACAGUACUUUUGAAGCUUCGUAUUUUUCUUGGUUUCACACUCAGCUACAUGUGACCUCCAGCUUGGUGAGGUUGCCUGAAGAUUAGGGAAAAUAAAAAUGUCCUUCCCAUCUUGUCCUCUUCAGUACCACUUGGGUUGGUUUGUCUUUGCUUCCUACACCACGUCCUUGAGUGGAGUUCCCUGCUGAAGCCCCUAGCACACACUGCAUGCCUUAACAAGUGUGUGCAAGCCCCUCAGAACUCAAGACAUCCAAAUUUUAUUGCGUCUCUACUUAUACUGGUUUGCUUUUGAUUUAUUCCUCUAUUAGUUCUAUAGGAGUGAUCUCAAGUGAGAUAGCAGAGCAAGAUGCCAAAAGACCAUAAAUAGAGUAAGGUUUCUAUAGAUGUGAGACAGAUUUGAGAGAGCAUUUACUCUGUCUCCCUGUGGAUGAAACUGCUGCUGAAAUGGUUCCAAUUUUUAGGAAUCUGCUUACCCACUUCAUUAUUUGACAGCUUUCCUUGGUGACCCAAACCUUGUAGCCUAAGCCAUUUGUCUUUUUCUCAGUGGAGGGAGUGUAUGGACCUGGCCCCAUGGCUUUGCAUGUUAGAGACCUGGCAGACUAAAGUCUCUAGUGUUUGUUUGCUCACAUUUGCUGAGUGACAGCUAUGUGCCAGACUGCAUAAAGGGUGGUGGCAGAAGUGAAAAUGUUUAAGAAUGACCAAAAACAUUAGUAAUGAAAGUUAAUGUGUUCCAGGCAUUCUUCUAAGUGGUUUACAUGCACUGUCUCAUUUAAUCUGAGAUAAAGGAUACUUAAGCCCAAACUAUAUCUAAACCCAAAUCUCACUUGGCUGGAAACAUCAAUCUUAACCAUUUAUUCAGAACCAUUAAACCAAUGAUUCCAAGA
Messenger RNA from Homo sapiens (human), 3368 nucleotides. RefSeq names its product methyltransferase 13, eEF1A N-terminus and K55 (gene METTL13). Gene Ontology annotation, molecular function: protein-lysine N-methyltransferase activity. The transcript has 8 exons. The record is from RefSeq and is marked validated. Bases 309 to 2408 code for a protein of 699 amino acids. Gene Ontology annotation, cellular component: mitochondrion; nucleus; cytoplasm. Lineage: Eukaryota; Metazoa; Chordata; Mammalia; Primates; Hominidae.